Molecule: messenger RNA, 2745 nt
Organism: Abrus precatorius (Indian licorice)
Lineage: Eukaryota; Viridiplantae; Streptophyta; Magnoliopsida; Fabales; Fabaceae
Exons: 6
Coding region: 1-2745 (914 amino acids)
Source: RefSeq, a predicted model, not a curated record
AUGCUUUUAUCGUUCUCUAAGCCUGAGUCCUUUGUGGAGAAGGACUUUUUGCGAUCUUUCGAUGCUGAUUUCUUGCCACCGCUCCAGUGGCUUUUGAAGGAUGGAGUGCGACGAGAUCCAUUAGAGGGUUAUAUGCAAGAAGGUCCUGGCCUUGAGGCUUUGACGACUGAUCAGGACAAGGUGCUAAGGUCUCGUGAUAUUGAUCUUGUUUUAAAUGAUGAUGAUAUUGUAAAAUUGAUAUUGGAUGAUUUGAAUGUUCCUAAGUCAGAUGAACAUAAUGAAUCUUCUUCUAUGCCUCAAAAUCUUUGUCCCCGAUAUCAAGAUCCCUUUAGAAGAUUACGAGGGAGGUGGCGACUUCUCUUUAGGACCAAAGAUUAUUUCCUUAGGAAAAUUGCAGCAUGGGUCAGAAUUCUUGACCUGCCAUUGGAAUUAUAUAACAACAAAUUUUUGUGGCAGGUUGGUGCUUACCUGGGGUCCAUGCUUAAAAUAGACCCCUAUACCUCUUUACUGUCUAGAUGGAAAUUUGCUAGAAUUUGUAUUGAGAUAGACCUUAAGAAGAAAUUGGUUCCUGCUUUUAGGGUCCUAGGUCAGGAAUUUAAGAUAAAAUAUGAGAGUUUGCAUCUAAUUUGCUUUUCCUAUGGUAAGUAUGGGCAUAGACAAGAACAAUGUGUAGAUAUGACUAGGAACAAUCAUCCUGAUUUAGGAAAUGAGAGGACAAAUACUAAUAACUUACACAAAUGUGAGGAUAACAUUGAGGGUAAGUCAAGACUGAGUAAGGAUAUGGAUUUAAAUAACCAUGUAAAUGGAGAUGAGAAUCAGGAGAGCCAGUUUGGUCCCUGGAUGUUAGCUAAGAAACAAUUUAGGAAAAAACUCAAUUCCUCUUCCUCUAUUGAACCUAUUGUUAAAUAUGGAAAAUCUAAAGACUUAAUCUUAGGAUCUCGAUACAAUGUUUUAGAUACCAAUGUAGAGGAUCAAUCUCUGGUUCUAGGAGUUAGUCAGAAAAAGAUAUCUGAAGGUUACCCAAGUAAAGCUCUCACCUCUAAGGAUUUAGCUGCAAAUAAGCGAAUAGGUAAGUCUGUUAAUCACAUUAAAUUGGGGGAUCAAGCUAAGAAAGGACCUAGAGGUAAGAUUAUCUCUAGUUGGGCCAAAUCUGCCCCAGAAGAAGAAGGUGGUGGCUGUUCUGGUAUGACCACCACUACUAGCAAUUCCCAUGAAUUUUGCAAUAAUGGUUCUAGUCAAGAUAAUAUGGCAGCUUCAAGACUUAUGUCUACUUUUGCAAAAGGCCUUCAGGAUAAUAAGAAUCUAAGGUAUAGUAUUCAGGAUAUUAUUGGCCUAAAUUCUGAUUCUCUAUGGAGGGGUAGGGACCAUUUAGCUCAUAUCCCUCCUGAUAAACCUCCAGAUCCUCCCCUGUUAAUGGAAUUAGAUAAUUCUAGUAAUGAUGACAAUAAAAAGGCUAAUCCUAUAGGGAAUUUUAAUUCCAUUCUCUUUGAAAAUGAGAAGUUUGGAGGCAGACCUGCUAACCUGAAUCUCAUGAGACAGUUUGCUGAUUGCCUUAACUUUUGCGGCCUCCAGGAUUUGGGAUUUAAAGGAAGUCCCUUUACUUGGCAAAGAAGUAAUAUUAAGGAAAUGAUAGAUAAAGUUGUAGUUAAUGACUCUUGGAGGAUGCUUUUUCAAAAUAGUUUCCUCAUUCACCUUCCUAUACCUAAAUUUGAUCAUGUAGCUUUAUGGUUGAGAAUUAAAAAUAAGGAUAGUUGGGUUCCUAAGCCUAAACCUUUUAAGUUCUUGACUCCUUGGCUGUUCCAUAUGGAUUUUAAUAUCCAAGAAAGGAGAUUGUUAAAUAGGAUUCAGGGAAUACACUGUAAGCUAUCCUUUCAAGAUAACCCUUUCCUUAAUAAUCUGAUGCUUUCUUUGUGGAAAGAAUAUCAAGAAAUUAUGAACUAUGAGGAAGUUUUCUGGGCACAUCAGUAUAAAUCUAAUUGGCUUAGGCUGGGAGACAGGAAUAAUAGAUUUUUUCAUAGAGCUGUUAUCAAUCGUAGGUUUGCUAAUCAGAUUAGUACCCUUAGAAAUAAGGAUAAUUAUUUGAAAUUUGAUCCUCUCAAGCUUCAGGACCUAGCUGUUAGAUAUUUUAGGAAUUUAUUUACUGAUCAUAAUCCUUAUAGGUGUUCUCUUUAUAUUGUUUCUAGGUUUCCUAUUCUUAGGGCAGAAGAUAACUUAGUUUUAAAUGUUGAUCUGUCUUUAAAUGAAAUUAAAGUUGCUCUGUUUAGUAUAGGCAAUAUGAAAGCCCCUGACCCUGAUGGUUUACAUGCUCUAUUUUUUAAAAAUCAGUGGGAGGUUUUGGCCCUUUUUAUUUGUAAAUUUGUAUCUGAUAUAUUUGAUAACCCUAGUAAUAUUGCCUCUGUUAAUGAUACAGCAAUUAACCUUAUAUCUAAAAUUAAUAAUCCUGAUUCUCUUAAACAAUUUAAACCCAUCUUUUUAUGCAAUGUUAGUUAUAAAAUUAUAACCAAACUCUUAGCCAAUAGAAUUAGAGGUACUUUGCCUCAUAUCAUUUCUGCCAGGCAAACCAGUUUUAUUCCUGGGAGGCAAGGCAUUGACAACACUAUUAUCUUGCAAGAGUUGUUGCAUUCUAUUAAUACCCUGAAGGCUAGUAGUAGGUUCAUGGUUAUUAAGAUUGACUUAGAAAAGGCUUAUGAUAGGCUUAGGUGGCAAUUUAUUGCAGAUACACUUAAGAACAUAGGUUUCAGUUAG